Messenger RNA from Tarenaya hassleriana, 3340 nucleotides. RefSeq lists its product as uncharacterized. The record is from RefSeq and is a predicted model, not a curated record. Gene Ontology annotation, molecular function: glycosyltransferase activity. The transcript has 14 exons. Lineage: Eukaryota; Viridiplantae; Streptophyta; Magnoliopsida; Brassicales; Cleomaceae. Bases 140 to 3190 code for a protein of 1016 amino acids.
GUCUUCACACUCGUACUGGAUUGCUCGUGAGUAGCAUCUAAGGUUUCUUGUUUCUGCUGAGAUUUUGGUGGGUUUUGUUCGAGAUUCCCUCUUGUCGCCGGAUUCGCAUGUAAUUUCGAUUUUUUCAUGAGAACGUAGAAUGGGUUCUCUGGAAUCUGGGAUUCCGCCGAAGAGAGAGAACGGAAGGGCAGCAAGAUCAGAAAGGCAACUCCCAUUUCUGCAGAGAAACAGGUCGAAGCUCUCGAGAUUCUUCCUCUUGAAGAAGCUCGAUUACCUCCAAUGGAUUUGUACUGUGGCGGUAUUCUUCUUCUUCGUUGUGCUGUUCCAGAUGUUUUUGCCGGGACUGGUGGUCGAUAAAUCGGACAUACCGUGGAGAAACAAGGAGAUUUUGCCGCCGGAUUUGGUGGUUUUCAAGGAGAAAGGUUUCUUGGAUUUCGGUGAGGAUGUUAGGUUUGAGCCCUACAAGCUUUUGUUGAAAUUCCAAAGAGAGACCAAUAGUUUGAACUUCUCUUCGUCUUCUGUCAAUGCUACUCUGCAACGUUUCGGAUUCAGGAAGCCGAAUUUGGCUCUGGUUUUUGCCGAUUUGUUAGCUGAUCCACAACAGCUGUUAAUGGUGACUGUCUCCAAGGCGCUGCAAGAAACCGGCUAUGCGAUCGAGGUUUACUCGCUUGAAGAUGGUCCUGUGCGAGGCAUUUGGCAGCAAUUAGGUGUUCCGGUCACGAUACUUGAGAGUUAUCACUCAUCAAAUUGUGUCAUCGACUGGCUAUCCUACGAUGGCAUAAUUGUGAACUCUCUCGAAGCUAGGAGUAUGCUUUCUUGUGUCUUGCAAGAACCUUUCAAAUCUUUGCCUCUCAUUUGGGUCAUCAAUGAGAAAACUCUUGCUGUUCGGUCAAGAUGGUACAACUCGACAGGGCAGACCGAUCUUCUCAACGACUGGCGAAAGAUUUUCAGCCGGGCUUCUGUUGUAGUUUUCCAAAAUUACCUCCUUCCGAUUCUUUACUCUGAGUUUGAUGCUGGGAACUUUUAUGUGAUCCCUGGAUCUCCUGCAGAAGCAUGGAAGAAUAAUUUAGAGAGUCCACAAAAAGACGAAAUAGCCAUUGCUGUCGUGGGUAGUCAGUUCUUGUACAGGGGUUUAUGGCUGGAACACGCCUUGGUUCUGCAAGCGCUGCUACCGCUAUUUUCAGAUUCUUCCCGUCAGAGUUACAAUAAUUCCCACCUCAAAAUCGUAGUUUUAGGUGGACAUUCAGCUUCCAACUAUAGCAUAGCCGUUGAGACGAUUGCCCAAAACUUGACGUAUCCAAAAGAUGUUGUGAAGCAUAUCAGCAUUGACAGGAAUGUCGAUGAGAUUCUUGGGGCUUCUGAUCUUGUUUUAUACGGAUCAUUUCUUGAAGAGCCAUCUCUCCCAGAAAUUUUGAUGAAAGCCAUGUCCUUGGGGAAACCGAUAGUUGCACCAGACCUCCCCAACAUUCGGAAAUAUGUUGAUGACAGGGUGAAUGGCUAUCUUUUCCCCAAGGAGAAUUUGAAGGCUCUAACACAGAUAGUGCUUGAAGUGAUAUCAAAAGGGAAAAUAUCUCCCAUGGCUCAGAAUAUUGCCUUAAUGGGAAAAACCACUGUUAGGAACAUGAUGGCUCGAGAAACCAUAGAAGGGUAUGCAACUCUUAUUGAGAAUGUUCUCAAGUUUUCUUCAGAAGUCGCCUUCCCUAAGAAUGUCAAAGAAAUUUCUCCCAAACUGAGAGAUGAAUGGCAAUGGGGUGCAUUUGAAGCUUUCUUGAACAUAUCGCAUGGAAAUAGAACUGCUAGAAGUUAUGAGUUUUUAGUGAAGGUUGAGGAACAGUGGAAUCGCACCUCCGGAAGCAAUAUAAAAUUCGGGGCUGUUAACGAUGACUCAUUUGUCUAUGAGAUUUGGGAGGAAGAGAGACAUCUUCAGAUGAUGAAUACUAGAAAGAGGAGGGAAGAGGAAGAGCUUAAAGACAGAGCGUCACAGUAUCAUGGAACAUGGGAGGAAGUAUACAAAAAUGCUAAAAGGGCAGACCGGAGUAAGAAUGAUCUGCAUGAGAGGGAAGAAGGGGAGCUAUUAAGGACAGGUCAACCUCUAUGCAUUUAUGAACCUUAUUAUGGUGAAGGAACCUGGCCUUUUCUCCAUCAGUAUUCUCUCUAUCGCGGGGUCGGCUUGUCAACAAAAGGGCGAAGGCCGAGGAUGGAUGAUCUCGAUGCAGCAACACGUUUGCCACUUCUUGACGACCCGUACUACCGGGAUGCUCUUGGUGAAUUCGGUGCAUUUUUUUCAAUUUCAAACAGGAUUGACCGUUUACACAAGAAUGCAUGGAUAGGGUUUCAGUCCUGGAGAGCAACUGCCAGGAAGGCUUCUUUAUCCAAGACUGCUGAGGAUGCAAUACUACACGCCAUUCAAGCACGGAAACAUGGGGAUGCCCUCUACUUCUGGGUUCGUAUGGACAAAGAUCCAAGAAAUCCUUUACAGAAACCCUUUUGGUCAUUCUGUGAUGCCAUAAAUGCUGGAAACUGCAGAUUUGCUUUCAACGAAACUCUGAAGAAAAUGUAUGGUGUGAAGCAUUUGGAUUCAUUGCCACCAAUGCCUGAGGAUGGGGAUACUUGGUCUGUCAUGCAUAGUUAUGCCUUGCCGACGAGGUCUUUCUUGGAGUUCAUCAUGUUCUCCAGGAUGUUUGUGGAUUCGUUGGAUGCACAGAUAUACGAAGAGCAUCACAAGACAGGGCGGUGCUAUCUGAGUUUAACCAAAGACAAGCAUUGCUAUUCGAGGUUGAUGGAGCUUCUGGUGAACGUAUGGGCAUACCACAGUGCGAGGAGAAUGGUGUACGUGGAGCCGGAGACGGGUCUGAUGAAGGAGCAGCACCUGCAGAGGAGCAGGCUUGGUCACAUGUGGGUCAAAUGGUUCGAUUACGCUACCCUUAAGUCCAUGGACGAGGAUCUUGCCGAGGAGGCUGAUUCUGACGGUGGGAUGGGCCACUGGCUUUGGCCGUGGACGGGUGAGAUCGUCUGGAAAGGUUCUUUGGAGAAAGAGAGGCAGAGAAGGAACGAAGAGAAAGAGGAGAGGAAGAGGAGAAGUAAGGAUAAGCUCGACCGGAGAAGACGUAAAGGCGGUCGCCAGAAAGCCAUCGGGAAGUUCGUGAAGCCGCCGCCCGAUGAUGAUCCGGUGGUGGCCGGAAUUGCCUAGGCUCGAAAAGAAAGCGUUUCAUUUUUUGGGAGAUAAUUUUUUUUUUGGGUGGUCAUUCCAUUCUUAUUCUUAGGUUCUAACAUUCGGUUAGUUCUUCAUUGUAAAAAAGAGACAAGACUACUACUAAUUCAAGCCCUUGUGUGAAGAAUU